AUGGAGAGCUAUUAUUUGAACCAAAGUGACUUGUUGCCGCUGAACGAGUCGUGGUCGUCCGAGCCCAACCAGACAAAUCCCCUGAAGAGGAAUGAGGAGGUGGCCAAGGUGGAGGUGACCGUCCUGGCACUGAUUCUCUUCCUGGCGCUCACCGGUAACCUGUGCGUCCUGGCGGCCAUCCACAGCGCCAAGCACAGCCAGUCGCGCAUGUACUACUUCAUGAAGCACCUGAGUAUCGCCGACCUGGUAGUGGCCGUCUUCCAGGUCCUGCCUCAACUCAUCUGGGACAUCACCUUCCGCUUCUACGGGCCGGAUCUGGUGUGCAGGUUGGUCAAGUACCUGCAAGUGGUGGGCAUGUUCGCCUCCACCUAUAUGCUGGUGCUCAUGUCGGUAGACAGGUGCCUGGCUAUCUGCCAGCCUCUGCGCUCCCUGCACAGGAGGAAGGACCGCUUCUACGUGGUGCUCUCCUGGAGCUUGAGCAUGCUCUUCAGCGUGCCGCAAUUGUUCAUCUUCUCCCUCCGGGAGAUUGGCUCCGGGGUGCACGACUGCUGGGCCGACUUUAUCAAGCCGUGGGGUGCCAAGGCGUACAUUACGUGGAUCAGCCUGACUAUUUAUAUUAUCCCGGUGGGAAUUCUGAGCGUCUGCUACGGCCUGAUCAGCUUCAAGAUAUGGCAAAACUUUAAGCUGAAGACCCGGCGGGAGCAGUGCAUCAGCCUGACGCCCAAGAGCGGAAAAGGAGGCAGCACGUUGGCGCGCGUUAGCAGCGUCAAGCUCAUCUCCAAAGCCAAGAUGACCACCGUCAAAAUGACUUUUGUGAUCGUGCUGGCCUACAUCGUGUGCUGGACCCCCUUCUUCUCCGUGCAGAUGUGGUCCGCCUGGGACCCCGCCGCUCCACGCGAGGCCAUGCCCUUCAUCAUCUCAAUGCUGCUGGCCAGCCUGAAUAGCUGCUGCAACCCAUGGAUCUACAUGUGCUUCGCGGGUCACCUCUUCCACGACCUGCGGCAAAACUUCCUGUGCUGCUCGGCGCGUUACCUCAAGUCAUCGCAGUGCCGCUGUGAGCUUGACUUGGACUCCAGCCACAAGAGCAUCUCGUCCACCUUUGUUAUUAAGAGCACCAGCAGUCAGAGGAGCAUCACGCAGACGUCCAGCACGUGA
Nerophis lumbriciformis (worm pipefish) is the source of this 1155-nucleotide messenger RNA. NCBI's taxonomy places the organism in Eukaryota, Metazoa, Chordata, Actinopteri, Syngnathiformes, Syngnathidae. The record is from RefSeq and is a predicted model, not a curated record.